AUGGAACCUGCCAUCUCAACCCUUGUCGAGCAGUUCAAGAUGUACGCUGGGAGAGAUGGAUCCUCCAGCACCCUGAGCAAAGACGAAUUCCACAAACUGGUGGAGUGUGAGCUGCCCAACCACGUCAAGAAUGCCAGCGACUCCAUGGCCAUCGACCAGCUCAUGGGCUCGCUGGACGAAAACAACGACGGGGAGCUGACUUUCUCCGAGUUCUGGCAACUGAUUGGAAAACUGGCAAGCAAACAGGGAGGCUUCAGUCAGUAGAGCUCGCUGUCGUCUGUCAAUUUCAGGCUUCGAGCAGAUUGUGCAGUCAACUCAGAUGAAGCAGCCCAACUGUAAAGGCAUUCAAAUUCUUUUAUCACUCCA
Messenger RNA from Plectropomus leopardus (leopard coralgrouper), 366 nucleotides. RefSeq names its product S100 calcium binding protein A11 (gene s100a11). Gene Ontology annotation, cellular component: perinuclear region of cytoplasm. The record is from RefSeq and is a predicted model, not a curated record. Gene Ontology annotation, molecular function: transition metal ion binding; calcium ion binding; calcium-dependent protein binding. NCBI's taxonomy places the organism in Eukaryota, Metazoa, Chordata, Actinopteri, Perciformes, Serranidae.